AUGUCCUGCUACGACCUGUACCCCUCCUCUGCCUGCGGCGUCAUCCGUCCCCAGCCCCUGGCUGACACCGGGAACGAGCCGUGCGUGCGCCAGUGCCCCGACUCCACCGCCGUGAUCCAGCCUCCCGCCGUGGUGGUCACCUUCCCCGGGCCCAUCCUCAGCUCCUUCCCGCAGGAUUCCGUGGUGGGAUCUGCUGGAGCACCGUUCCUUGGAGCCUCUGGGGCCUCCCUGGGCUAUGGGGGCUAUGGGUCCCUGGGCUAUGGGGGUUAUGGAUAUGGGGGCUAUGGGGGUUAUGGAUCCCUGGGCUAUGGGGGUCUGUGGGGCUAUGGGGGGUACCGGGGUCUGUAUGGCUCUGGCAGAGGCUUUGGGCGCUACGGCCGUGGCUUCUGGGGGUCCUGCUAA
Cyanistes caeruleus (blue tit) is the source of this 402-nucleotide messenger RNA. The record is from RefSeq and is a predicted model, not a curated record. Lineage: Eukaryota; Metazoa; Chordata; Aves; Passeriformes; Paridae.